AUGGUAUGGCACUCGAUCAAAACUAGUAAUGAAGAUGGUGUUACGCCAGUCUUUCUGAAAAUCAGCAUUUGGAAUCUGCCGGGUUCUCAGGUCUGUUCGUAUCUAUCUAUCUAUAUCACUCAACCUACUAUCUAUAUAUUUAUCUUACACAAUCUAAUUAUAUAUGGAUUACAAAACGUACUUCUAUCUAUCUAUCUAUCUAUCUUACACUAUCUGCUUUCAUCUAUCUAUCUUUCACCAUCUGCUUUUAUCUAUCUAUCUAUCUAUCUAUCUAUAUUACACUAUCUGAUUUUAUCUAUCUAUCUAUGUAUUUAUCUAUCUGUCUUACACUAUCUGCUUUUAUCUAUCUAUCAUUCUGAUUUUGUUUUAUGCUUUUGCAAUCUGCUUUUAUCUAUCUAUCUAUCUAUCUAUCUAUCUAUCUAUCUAUCUUACACAAUCUGCUUAUAUUUAUCUAUAUGUCUAUUUUACAUACUCUGCUUUUAUCUAUGUAUCUAUCUCCAUCUUUUCAUCUAUCUAUCUAUGUAUCUAUCUAUCUAUCUUACACAGCCAACUUAUAUAUAUCUAUCUAUCUUACUGUACACAAUCUGCUUAUAUCUAUCCAUUUAUAUUACACAACGUACUUAUAUCUAUCUAUCUAUCUAUCUAUCUAUCUAUCUAUCUUACACAAUCUGCUUAUAUUUAUCUAUAUGUCUAUUUUACAUACUCUGCUUUUAUCUAUGUAUCUAUCUCCAUCUUUUCAUCUAUCUACCUAUGUAUCUAUCUAUCUAUCUUACACACCCAACUUAUAUAUAUAUAUAUAUAUAUAUAUAUCUUACUGUACACAAUCUGCUUAUAUCUAUCUAUUUAUAUUACACAACGUACUUAUAUCUAUCUAUCUAUCUAUCUAUCUAUCUAUCUAUCUAUCUCUUAUUCUCUUCUUCAUUCUGCCUUUCUUUUUUUACCUCCACUCUUACCUCUCUUCACUUCAUCGUCAUUUUGAUUCCUCCUAAACUCUUUUAUUCUUCUUCUCCAGCCUCUCCAGUGUCCUCAAUUUUCUCUUCUUCAUUUUCUUAUUCUUCGAAUCGGCCUUCAUCAUUCUCUUCGGGUUUUCAUUCUUCUCUACUGACACUGAUCAAAACCAAUGCCAGAACUCGCCGAGAUCAGUAA
Acanthosepion pharaonis is the source of this 1146-nucleotide messenger RNA. The record is from the annotation of a GenBank genome assembly. Lineage: Eukaryota; Metazoa; Mollusca; Cephalopoda; Sepiida; Sepiidae.